This is a messenger RNA of Uloborus diversus, 579 nucleotides long. Its product is annotated as speckle-type POZ protein-like. Gene Ontology annotation, cellular component: cytoplasm. The record is from RefSeq and is a predicted model, not a curated record. Gene Ontology annotation, molecular function: ubiquitin protein ligase binding. Gene Ontology annotation, biological process: proteasome-mediated ubiquitin-dependent protein catabolic process; regulation of proteolysis. The coding region runs from base 1 to 579 and encodes 192 amino acids. NCBI's taxonomy places the organism in Eukaryota, Metazoa, Arthropoda, Arachnida, Araneae, Uloboridae. The transcript is spliced from 2 exons.
AUGGCAGGGAAUAAAAAGAAAUUUGCAAAGAGAGGACACACAGUACUCGCCGAAAAUAUUGGAACUUUCCUAGAAGAUACUCGUUUUUCUGACGUUUUAUUAAAAGCGGGUGAUCAGACAUUUCAGGCCCACAAAGCAAUUCUGGCGAGCCGUUCCAAAGUGUUUGACGGCAUGUUCCAGAGUGGUAUGAAAGAAAGUCAGGAAAAUGUGGUGGAAAUUGCGGAAAUGAGUCCAGCUAUCGUCAAGCAAAUGUUGCAAUACAUCUAUUCUGGAUCAGUAGAAGAACUGUCGAUGGAUACAGCAAUAGAUCUUUACAUAGGUGCAGAUAGAUAUGAUUUGCAAGAGUUAAAAGAGUGGUGCAGAGAAUUUAUUCUCAAGCACAUUUCAUCUGAUAAGGUGUGCAAAGUGGCAGUGAUAGCAGACCUACACUCUGAUGAAGAACUUACCAUGGCUUCAAAGCGUGUUUUCAAAGAGAACUUAAAAGUAAUAUUGUCGUCUGAGGCAUGGAGAGAGUUCGGAAAAAAGAAUCACACGUUGCAGACUAAUUUGCUUGAAAGCGCUUUAUCAGGUGAUUCUUAA